UCACUAUGUCAGUGUCACUUCAAAAUAUUUUCUCUGGGCAGCGUUUUAUGCCGCAGAUAUGUAGAUUUGUAUAAAUGUUAAUUAAUUGCAGCUUAUGUAAACAAAGCAUAAGUAUUUUAAGAACAUAAACAUUGUAAAUAGUAUCGUAACAUCAUAAAGUAAAUUGGAGGUACAAACUUGGUUAAAACUCGUGCUUGUUAACUUAUCAAGUACAAGCUGUAUAAUGGCUAUGGCUAUGAGAAAACGUAGCGGUUCAGGCUCUAAAAGGCACCUGAAAGAGAAGGUGGUACAGAUCUACGAAUCGUUCUUCAGAGGAGAAGACCUGACGAGUGAUAAUCCAACUUUUUGGGAUGAAUUCUUCCUUUUGAAGCCGAAAAUUCCGCAGCUGGAAGCCGAGAUAAACAAAUUGUCUGUGGAGCAGCUGCUCAAUAUGAAGGAUAACAUGAACCUGCUUGUGGCUCAAUGUAUUGAAAUGUUGGGUCAAGAACACCAUAUAAGGUUAGUUUAUGCACUUCAGACACUAAGUGCUCUGUUGAUGACCAUGUAUCAGCGGUUGGGCGCAGAGCCCAACAAUGUGAAAACUAUUCUGAUCGGGUUAGAAAAUGCAGAUGCCAAGAUGCAAAAGCUGCUGGAACAUUGUAGUUCAACACUGUCAGGCGAUGUUCCAGAAAGUUUGAAGUCUAUGGUUUUAAAGCUGCUGCUAAUAAUCGCCACAGGCAUAGACCACAUAGAUGACAACCCUCUGGUAGAGUAUGUGAUGACAAACUCAUUAUUUGAGCCCCUGAUGCAGUUGCUGUGCACAUCUACUGAGAGGCAACAACAUGGAUACGAUGUGGUAAUGCUGCUCAUGUUUCUGGUGAGCUACAAGAAACAGGAGUCUACUAAUCCCUAUGUAGUCAAGCUGUCAAUACUUGAUGAUGAACUGGCACUGAAUGGCUACGGCCAAGUAAUAACGGCAGCGCUGAAUGAUUUCGUAAUGUCGGUGUUCGGUGGCAUGCAGGGCAAUACAGGGGGUGGAUGGCUUUCUUCCCUUACUAGUAUGGUGGGCGGGAUAUUUCUGACCAGCGAUGACACUCAGCCGGUCGUGAGAGGACAGAGGAACAGCGGCGGAGAAGAAGGCAUGCUCCUCGCCCUCUACGAAGCGGCGCACCUCAACCGCAACUUCAUGACGACGCUCGCGCACUCGUCCGCCGCCGCCUCCGCGCCUCCCUCACCCCCGGCCACUUUACCCCCGCAACAGAGUCCACCUAAUCCGGCACAAAUCCAGGCGCUAGACAACGAACAGCCAACAAACCUGCUCGUGACUUUCUUCCAAUACUGUUCAAUAGUGAUGGCGGACACGAAGACUGAGAGCAGCGUCAAUAAAUGCAGCCUAUGCUUCAUCACGCUCACUUGCAUCGUCGAGGAACAGUUCGCCAACUCCAUCAUGCACGAUCAGAAUCUUACAUUUAAGGUACAAUUAUAUAGACUACCUAUGCGUCAUAGGAAAAUAGUUCCAGAGGAGCCACCGUCCCAACCACUAGCUUCUACUUUAAUAGAUCUCCUAGUAGAAUUCAUGAUGUGCCACCUAUUAAAGAAAUUCCCUGGCGAACUCUACGAGCUGUGCGUCGGGGUGCUACUGCGGCUACUUAGCUACCAGAAAAGAUGUCGAGUCCGGCUGGCGAGAGAUUGGAGACCCCUGUGGGCGGCCCUAAUAGCGCUCUUGAAGUUUUUAGUGACCAAUGAGAGCACGCUGCUUAGGAGACACAAUAUCUUUAUCAUGGCGCAACAAGUGGUGAACAUCUUCAACCUAUUCAUCACAUUCGGUGACACAUUCCUGCCAACGCCAGCAUCCUACGAUCAACUAUACUACGAGCUUAUUAGGAUGCACCAAGUUUUCGACAACUUGUUUUUUAUGGCACUUCGCUACUCGACCGGCGACGGCGAGUUCAAGGCGGAAGCCCUCCGGCUGGCCAACUGUUUGGUGAACGUCCGCGCCAUCAUACAACACUUCUCGCCCAAGAUCGAGUCCUGGCUCAACUCGCAGAGCCUAUCCACGCCCACUGAGAAUCAGAUCCUAGAGGUGGUCCGCAAGAACUACGAUAGCUUAAUCCUCAAACUGCAAGAGGGGCUGGAGUGCUACACGCGCUACUGCGAGCGCUCGCACCGCGCGCUGCUGGCGCGCCUGCUGCCCGCCGCCGCCGCGCACGCGCGCCUCGCCAGCGACGCCGCGCAGCUGCGCCGCCACACGGCCGCCGCGCUGGUGCACUACACUGCUGUACAGUGAAACCUACCUAUAGCUACUGCGAGCGCUCGCACCGCGCGCUGCUGGCGCGCCUGCUGCCCGCCGCCGCCGCGCACGCGCGCCUCGCCAGCGACGCCGCGCAGCUGCGCCGCCACACGGCCGCCGCGCUGGUGCA
This is a messenger RNA of Cydia pomonella (codling moth), 2399 nucleotides long. RefSeq names its product armadillo-like helical domain-containing protein 3. Gene Ontology annotation, cellular component: cytosol. The record is from RefSeq and is a predicted model, not a curated record. Gene Ontology annotation, biological process: regulation of Golgi organization. The transcript has 13 exons. Lineage: Eukaryota; Metazoa; Arthropoda; Insecta; Lepidoptera; Tortricidae. The coding region runs from base 224 to 2266 and encodes 680 amino acids.